Molecule: messenger RNA, 2937 nt
Organism: Esox lucius (northern pike)
Lineage: Eukaryota; Metazoa; Chordata; Actinopteri; Esociformes; Esocidae
Gene: tdg.1
Product: thymine DNA glycosylase, tandem duplicate 1
Exons: 11
Coding region: 114-1553 (479 amino acids)
Biological process (GO): base-excision repair, AP site formation
Cellular component (GO): nucleus
Molecular function (GO): mismatch base pair DNA N-glycosylase activity
Source: RefSeq, a predicted model, not a curated record
CUCAGCACCGCUGUCAUUUCUUUGUUGCUUGUAACAUGCUAGGAAGUCCAACGCUAAAGUGAUUUAAUAGAAUCGGUUUCAAGAAAGAAAAAAAACAACCAUAUCUGUAAGAGAUGGAAGAAAAGCUGUAUGGAUCACUGCCUGUCCCCUCGGAAUAUCUACAACAGUGGAUUCAGUCCACUCAACAGCUUCAAGCUUUGCAAGGGCAGUAUCCGGGCAUCAACCACCAAUAUAGCCCUCACCCACACUACGUUGAGGCACCAAGAGAGGAGAGGGUCAUGGCACAUGCCCAAAUGGCUGUCAAUCCUGAGUCCCUCGCUCAGGAAGAGCCCACCAACUUAGCUAAAGCUCCAGCUAAAAAACGAGGGAGACCGGCACAACCAAAGGAACCCAAGCCACCAAAAAUGCCGAAGCCUCCUAAGGAGCCCAAACCACCCAAACCGCCCAAGGAGCCCAAACCGCCCAAGGAGCCCAAAGCACCCAAGGCCAAACCAGGACCCAAGCCCAAGAAAGGGAAAGAAGGUCAAGAGGCGGACAGCACACAGGAGAAGAUAGACGAGACCUUCAAGAAGGUCAAGAAGAAAAGGGACCGCUUCAAGGGCAUGACAGAGGACGAGGUUAUGAACAGAACUCUGACUGACAUCCUUGACUACAACCUGGACUACGUCAUUAUUGGAAUAAACCCAGGUCUGGUGGCAGCCUAUGUUGGACGAUGGUUCCCUGGCCCAGGGAACCAUUUCUGGAAGUGCCUCUUCUUGUCUGGAUUCACAGACGAGCAGCUCAACCAUUUGAGUGACACCAGCCUGCCAGCGAAAUACAAGAUUGGCUUUACAAACAUGGUGGCCAGGACAACGCCUGGAAGCAAAGACCUCUCAACCAAAGAGCUACGUGAGGGUGCCUUGAUUCUUGUAGAGAAGCUGAAAAAGUACAAGCCCCUCAUAGCAGUUUUUAAUGGAAAAUGUAUCUUUGAAAUGUUCUGCAGAGAGUUGUUUGGGAAAAAGCCCAAGAAACUUGACUUUGGUCUGCAGCCACACAAGAUACCGGACUGUGACGUGGCGUUGUAUCUGAUGCCCUCGUCGAGCGCACGCUGUGCCCAGUUCCCCCGUGCUCAGGACAAAGUGCACUUCUACAUUAAGCUUAGGGAAUUGAGGGACCAGCUCCGGGGCGUGGCAAGAUCGGACGAGAUUCAGGAGCUGGAGUACACGUUUGACCUGGGACUGGCCAAGGAGGACGCAAAGAGGAUGGCAAUCAAGGAGGAGGCGUACGACCCGGGCUACGAGGCGGCCUUUGGCGGAGCGUAUGUGGAGGAGGGGCCUGGGCCGGAGGAGGGCCAGAGCAAUGGGCACUGUAACUUCUCAUCCACUGACAACACCAGUCAGCCCAAUGAGACACCAGAUGCUGCUGAAAAGGUGAAUGCUUCCCAACCUACGGCUGUCGCUACCGCCGCAGAGGGAAAACUCCCAGAUGGACAAUGGAUGGUGCAGUCUUUCGCAGAUCAGAUUCCAGACAUUGGUGGCUCUAAGGAGCCCCAGGCAUGGGCGGGGGAUGUAUAAGGAAGUUGAAAAGGGCUCCAAAGCUCUCUCUGGACGUGCAUAGACCUCAAUCCCAUACCUCCUUCACUCCCUGCCCUCAACAAGAAGGUGAACCUCACUCUGAAGAUGGAAAUUCUAGCCUUUUCUUUGUAUUGGCCAUUUAGGCAUAUACACUUAACUACUUAAUAUAGAUAGAAAUAUUGAAAUUUAAAAUUUUUAGAGAAUUUGUGGAAUAUUAGUGUUUUUUAUCCUUUUGUCAUACCAUGAGUAUGUGUGUUCGGUUGCCUUCAGGGCAGUCUUUUAAAUAUGUGAAAUCAGGGACUUGAUUGUCUUUGGAGAUGGUCACCUAUUUAAGCGUGUUCUUUUUAAUGUAAUACUGUACUUUGCCACAUUGGUGCGCAGUAGGUCAUAGAGUAUGCAGGCGUUUUGUCUGUGGCAAUGUCUGCACUGUAUUGGCCAUAAAUCAGUCUUUUACAAACAGGUGAACACUUCUCAAAACAAACCUGUGGCAUAACAUACAGUACAGUGAUAUUGUAGGUGAUGCAUUGUUAACUUUAGGAUUAGCAAGUACUCUACAUUUAUCAAUGAUGUGCCUUGAGGAGAACAGGUACUAAGUAAUAUUCAAAUAAAUGACUUGCGUUUAAAAUGCUACUCCACUGAAGGAAGGCUUUAGCAAUGUCUUCACAAGCCUUUUAUCAUGGAGCUACAAUACUCAACAUGGGUGCUAUUAUUUUUGGUUUUAUGACAGGUAUUUUAGUAUGUUUCUGAAAAUGUAUUUCAUAAAAUUAUCCUCAUUGGAUUUUAUAUUUUACUGAAUUGUUUUACUUUGCAGUCUGAAAAGUAAUAGUAUCAGCUAACUGCUUUGAUGGUCUUGCUUUGUUAGAGAGAGUGUGUCAAAUGAAUUAUUCCUUGGUUCUGUGUAUACAUGUAAAGAUUCUCUUCUGUUUGCAUGUCAAAUGAGCAAACCCAUGUUAGGGUCAUGUUCAGGGAACAACUUAGGACGUUUUAAAAUGAUUUGCAAUAGAUGUAGAUUUUUUUUUCUUAUUGUACAAAUCCAGGAUGUCCCUCUCUGCUUCUUCUGUGCAGUGCCCAAUAAAUACAACCCUGUUGUUUUCUAACAUUUACAAUAUACUCUUCUGAGCCAACUUACAGAUGCCCGCUGUGAGAAUGAAAGUGGCAUAGUACACUAUUGUAGAUCUUGGAACAGUAUGUCAAAAUAAUACUUGAGCUUAACAGCCUUAUCACAAGCGUCAUGUGCAACGCACCUACUGGGGUUAGGGUCAAGAAAGUUUAGAAGUAGCUGAAACAAGCUACCUCACUAAGUUUUUGUUUUAUUUUUCAGUAUUGACUGCUUUACUGUUUUGUUACAAAUGUGGAUUUAAAUAAAAAGUACAUUUGCCGUUUA